Molecule: messenger RNA, 1937 nt
Organism: Labeo rohita (rohu)
Lineage: Eukaryota; Metazoa; Chordata; Actinopteri; Cypriniformes; Cyprinidae
Gene: rnf4
Product: ring finger protein 4
Exons: 8
Coding region: 163-717 (184 amino acids)
Biological process (GO): positive regulation of transcription by RNA polymerase II
Molecular function (GO): zinc ion binding; transcription factor binding
Source: RefSeq, a predicted model, not a curated record
CGCUGUGUUCAGAAUUGUGUGUCUUGUUCUACUGUAUUUGUGCUGUGAUUCUAAAAGGCUGACUGUUGGACAGUGCUGAUUAUUAUUGGUAUAAAGGAAUUUUCUGGUGGCUAAGUAAUAUUUGAAGGCAUAUUGGAGCAACAGUGAUCAACACAAGUCGACAUGAGUACUACGACACAGAGGAAAAGACGAACAUCAUCUGCUACAUGUUCCCGCCGUGGAAACAGCAAGAGAAACCGGACCCAGAUGUCUCAAACAGCGAUGGAGACCAUUGAUGUGCUAGAAAGUGACAGAACCAACAGUGAAGAUGUGGUAGAUUUAACAUGUGAAGGAUCUGAACCUGCGGUUGUUGACCUCACCAAUAAUGAUUCUAUUGUGGUUGUGGAAGAUGGUGUGCAAAGCAGACGCGGACAGGGUACAGAGAGUUAUGUAUUGAGCAGUGAUGAAGAGGAAGAGUCCAGUCUUAGACUCAGUCCAGGUUUACUGUCCUCUUUACAUGCCAGCUCACGGGCCAGGUCUACGCCAGGGGCAGUUAGCUGUCCUGUUUGCAUGGAUGCUUAUUCAGAGAUCAUCGAUAGUGGUCGGCUCAUGGUCUCCACAAAGUGCGGCCACCUUUUCUGCAGUCAGUGCAUCCGCGACUCUCUCAGCAGAGCUCACAGCUGCCCGACAUGUAGAAAGAAACUCACACACAAACAGUAUCACCCAAUAUAUAUCUAAUGGUAAAAUGAGCAACUCCCUGAAAUCAGCUGUAUGCAUCUCAAAAAGUUCUGUAGUACACUCUCAUGAAACAACUUCACAGCUCCAUGUUUUCACUGGCUGUUUCAUAUUUUACACAUGAAUGCCUAGAUGAUAUUUGGCAUCAUUCUGACAUGUGGGAUUCUGUUGGAAUUAAAAGGGCACUUAGUCCAGGAUUAAUAAUUUUUAAAUAGUGAAUAUAUAUGUAUAUACACUGUUUUGAAGUGAAGGAGUUUUGGGAAUAUAUCCUGACAUUGAGUAGUCUGGGUUUAAGGUCUUGGCUGCUAUAUUAAUAUUUUCAUUUUAUUUUUGUCUACUGUCCAGUUUGUAGUAUUGAAUAACGUCGUUAGGGUCCAGUUCAAAUGGAAAAAAAGAAUGACCAACUGUCACAAGUAGGAUCUUGAAAUGUUAGUUUAGUCUUGAACAAAAUAGCUCUCCGCUGUGGUGGUCUCUAUUCUUGUUUAGUGAAAUUUGUCAGUGAAAUUUGUGAGCCUGUAAUGAUAGUUUGGGGCGCAUCGCUUUCAUCUGGUGGACAACUUUUAGGUCACCCUCUCCCUGUACCUGCUCUCAUUUGUUUGUAUAGUCUUAGUACCAGCCUUGUUAGCUUUAACUGUCACUCAUGGUUAACUUGUUUUCAUUCAUUGACUGUUUAGUUGAUCGGAUUUAAUAUUCAGACUCUUAUUUUGUCAUCAAGCAUGUUGUUGCAAUCAGAUGCGUUUUUGAGGGAACAACGGAUGCUGACUAUGUAAAUGUGCUUUUGUCUCUAGCACUUUUAAAGACAUCUUCAUCUGAUCAUUCACUCAGUGGUCAGAAAAUAGUAAAUACUUCUUGAAUGGUUAGCAGAGGUUGACUGGAGGACUAAAGGUAACAAGGCUUGUUUGCAAACUAUACAUGUUAAAUGUUAAUAUUUGUAUAUACUUUAAUGUGUAAAAGACCUGUAAGUUAAGAGGCGUUAGUAAUGUAAAGACCAUAACAUUUAUUUCAAUAAACAUUUUGAUCACUUAUUAGUUACUUUGUUUCAUGGGAUUUAAGAUGUUUUUGGGAAGUACUGGACAUCCAUACUCCAACACAACCAUUUUUAUUCUGGGGAGCUAACGGGUCAGUAUCACUAGAAAGUGGCUUUCAACCCUCAUAAAAAUUACAAAUUUUAGUCUGAAUUUCCCAUUUGCUUUAUGCCAUAUCAUAAAUAGCUUAACUCUAAA